Molecule: messenger RNA, 1268 nt
Organism: Schistocerca nitens (vagrant locust)
Lineage: Eukaryota; Metazoa; Arthropoda; Insecta; Orthoptera; Acrididae
Product: speckle-type POZ protein-like
Exons: 4
Coding region: 79-1167 (362 amino acids)
Biological process (GO): proteasome-mediated ubiquitin-dependent protein catabolic process; regulation of proteolysis
Cellular component (GO): nucleus; cytoplasm
Molecular function (GO): ubiquitin protein ligase binding
Source: RefSeq, a predicted model, not a curated record
GCAGCCGUACGGAGAGCGGUGCGCCGUCAGAGCACCUCUUCUCCGCGAGAGUACCAGAGGAAGGAAGGACCACCCACCAUGUCGGCAGUUACGGAGGUUCAGAACACAACAACCGAGGCCCUGGCCGGCCUGCUAGACGGGGGUGAAGGUGCCCUGGUGAUGCUUGUGGCGGGCGAGACGAGGGUGGCGGCUCACAGGGCUGUGUUGGCAGCCGCGAGCCCCGUGUUCGCAGCGAUGUUCGCGCACGACAUGCUGGAGGCCAGCUGCGGCCAGGUGAGCAUCGACGACGUGGAGGGCCCGGUGCUGAGGCUCCUGGUGGCCUACACGUAUACCCUGCAGGCCCCCCAGCUGCCCGACACGGCCCCCCAGUUGCUGGCAGCGGCCGAGAAAUACGGCUUGUCGGCCCUGAAGGCUGCCUGCGAGCGGCAGCUGAUCGCGCAGUUGGCCGUCGAGACCGCAGCGGCGACGGCCGUCAGGGCAGUGAGGCACUCGUGCCCGGACGCCACCAGGGCUGCCGUCGCCUUCAUAAAGGACCACCUGCAGGUGAUGGCCACGCGGGGCUGGGCGGACGCUUUGCUCGAGUACCCGCAAGAAGUCAUUGAAUUCUGUAGUAUGCUCGGUGAGCCACCAGCAGAAGCCAGCUCGCCGACCGCCACAGGGGGCGGAUCCACCCCCAACUCUGACCGUCAACCGCACAACGGCCACAGCCGGACUCCUGCUGCAGCUGCGCCUCCCACGUCUGCCCGACACACCCCUCCACCUGAUGACGCAGCCGUCUCUCGCUUCCGGAGCCUCUCUGCAGAGGAGAGGGGUAGGAGGCUGCUCCAGGCGGCUAAGCAGCAGGCAGUGGGGGAGCUGAGGGCGCUGAUCGCCGCAGGGGCCGACGUGGCGGCGAGGGACGGGAGUGGGCGGACCGCCCUGCACUGUGCAGCGGGCUGGGGAGACGUCGAGGCGGCGAGGCUGCUGGUGGGGGCGGGGGCGGCGGUGGACGCCAGGACUGACGGUGGGUGGACGCCGCUGCACUGUGCGGCAGCCAAUGGCCACGCAGAAGUGGCGGCUGCGCUGCUCGUCGCGGGGGCCGACAGGGGGGCCACAACUGGUUAUGGGGAGACAGCGCUGGACGUCGCUGUGCGGUGCAACCGGAGGCGGCUCGUGGAGAUGCUGUGAUGUGGCAGACAGUCCAACGAACUCUGUGCAAAAAGCAGGAACUGAAAGAGUUUGUAGGAGAGUAACAUUCAUAAUUUUUUAAAUAAAGAUCCAAAAAAACA